Molecule: messenger RNA, 1563 nt
Organism: Pongo pygmaeus (Bornean orangutan)
Lineage: Eukaryota; Metazoa; Chordata; Mammalia; Primates; Hominidae
Product: adenylate kinase 4, mitochondrial-like
Exons: 1
Coding region: 100-663 (187 amino acids)
Biological process (GO): nucleobase-containing compound metabolic process
Molecular function (GO): AMP kinase activity; ATP binding
Source: RefSeq, a predicted model, not a curated record
GGUGCCAGAGGUAGGGGGCCGAGAAACAAAGUUUCCGGGGCUCCCUCCGGGGCCGCGGUCGGGGCAGCGCGUUUGACCGCCCCCCUCCUCGCGAAGGCAAUGGCUUCCAAACUCCUGCGCGCGGUCAUCCUCGGGCCGCCCGACUCGGGCAAGGGCACCGUGUGCCAGAGGAUCGCCCAGAACUUUGGCCUCCAGCACCUCUCCAGCGGCCACUUCUUGCGGGAGAACAUCAAGGCCAACACCGAAGUUGGUGAGAUGGCAAAGCAGUAUAUAGAGAAAAGUCUUUUGGUUCCAGACCAUGUGAUCACACGCCUAAUGAUGUCCGAGUUGGAGAAUAGGUGUGGCCAGCACUGGCUCCUUGAUGGUUUUCCUAGGACAUUAGGACAAGCCGAAGCCCUGGACAAAAUCUGUGAAGUGGAUCUAGUGAUCAGUUUGAAUAUUCCAUUUGAAACACUUAAAGAUCGUCUCAGCCGCCGUUGGAUUCACCCUCCUCGUGGAAGGGUAUAUAACCUGGACUUCAAUCCACCUCAUGUACAUGGUAUUGAUGACGUCACUGGUGAACCAUUAGUCCAGCAGGAGGAUGAUAAACCCGAAGCAGUUGCUGCCAGGCUAAGACAGUACAAAGAUGUGGCAAAGCCAGUCAUUGAAUCAUACAAGAGCUGAGGAGUGCUCCACCAAUUUUCCGGAACGGAGACGAACAAAAUCUGGCCCUACGUUUACACACUUUUCUCGAACAAGAUCACACCUAUUCAGUCCAAAGAAGCAUAUUGACCCUGCCCAACGGAAGAACCAGGAAGAUGUGGUCAUUCAUUCAAUAGUGUGUGUAGUAUCGGUGCUGUGUCCAAAUUAGAAGCUAGCUGAGGUAGCUUGCAGCAUCUUUUCUAGUUGAAAUGGUGAACUGAUAGGAAAACAAAUGAGUAGAAAGAGUUCACGAAGAGGCCCUCCUCUGCCUUUCAAAAGGGUGGUCACCUACACAUGUUUAAGGUGUCUCUGCACAUGUCUCAAGCCCAUCACAAGAAAGCAAGUACAGUGUGGAUUUCAAAUGGUGUGUAACUUCAGCUCCAGCUGGUUUUUGACAGCUGUUGCUGUGGUAAUAUUUUUUACACGUGAUGGUGAUAGUCUCUGGUUCUCCCCAUCCCUACAAAGGCUGUUGAACCACAGCACCAGGAAGCCUGAGAAUGAAUCCUGAGGGCUCUAGCCCAGGCUUUGUCCCAGGCUUUCUGGUGUGUGCCCUCCUGGUAACAGUGAAAUUGAAGCUACUUACUCAUAGUGGUUGUUUCUCUGGAGUGACUGUGUCCACAGUUCAUUUUUUUCCAGUAGGAAUAACUCCUUUUCUACAUCCACACUCCAUUGAGUCUCUCCUUUUCAACAUCCUGGGAUGAAAGAAUUUGGCUUCUUUUUUUUUUGGACAUCUGUUUUCACUCUUAGGCUGUUAAACAAUAGUUAUUGCUCUUAUCCCUCUCAGAUUCUAAGUACUGAGAGCGAUGGGGCUGUAUUGAAUCUCUGUAUGCACUGAGAACUGAGCUAUGAAGAGGAUCUUAUUAAACUGCUGGUCUGACUCUA